This is a messenger RNA of Catharus ustulatus (Swainson's thrush), 3268 nucleotides long. It is a transcript of the gene VXN, whose product is annotated as vexin. The record is from RefSeq and is a predicted model, not a curated record. The transcript has 6 exons. Bases 46 to 651 code for a protein of 201 amino acids. Lineage: Eukaryota; Metazoa; Chordata; Aves; Passeriformes; Turdidae. Gene Ontology annotation, biological process: neurogenesis; neuron differentiation.
GCAGUUGCAUGAAGCUGAAAGGCAGUCAGUAGGGAGAGGUGGAAAAUGCACCAGAUUUACAGCUGCAGCGAUGAAAAUUUAGAAGUUUUCACCACUGUGAUUUCUUCCAAAUCAUGUAGUCCUGCCCGAAGACGAGCCAAAGCUACGCAGCACAUCAUAACAAAGAGUGUGGUAGCCAUAUCGGACCGGCGGCCCCACCAGGGCGAGCUCCUGCAUGUGCUGUACCAGGCGAGGGGCGAGGAGGAGGCACGGGGAGGGGGCUGCCUGCAGGGCGGGCAGCGGGGAGCCUGCCCUGCUAAGGGCCCUGCCCAGCACGCAGGAAUUACUGAGCAAGAGUCAUCCAAGUCCUAUAAUCAUCUGUUGGACAGAAAAUCUUUGAUUCCUCCCUCUCCAGUUGCCCAUAUCACAGUGAAAGCCCUGGCUGUCACAGGCUCGCCCACACGCGACCGCACUUCUAUGGAAGACCACAGGCAACGCUGGAGGAAGACAACAGAGUAUGACCUGGCCCUGCCGCCAGGAGCAGAAGCUUCCCUACCACUGACAGGAGGCAACCUGUGCGGGACACCCAGCCUCCUGAGGAAGAUGUGGAUGAAGCACAAGAAGAAGUCAGAGUACCUGGGGGCAACAAACAGUGCCUUUGAGGCGGACUGAAAAGGCUCAGCAUCCCUUGGAAAGGCAGAAGGUCCUUCAGCAGGACAAGGUGCUUUAGGAUCAACGAGAGAGCAGACAGCACAGCUCAUCCAGGAAAAUGAUAUCUUUUUUAUUACUUGAUGCCAUUGCUUCAGAACAGUGAAAGUCUAACAAAGGUAAAAAUGGUGAAUAUGAUGCAAUUCAAUGGCCUUCCCUUGUUGCAUUACAUUAAAAUCCCAACUAUCCCACUAGAUUUACAUUUUGACUCAAUGCUGAGACUACUGCUGACCCAUUCAUCAUUUUCUACACCUUGUCUAAAUGAGCUUGGACUUGCAACAAGAGAAGCCUAUGAAGAGGUUUGUGUAUUCCUGCAAGGCAACAGAUUGAUUACAGAGUGCCAUUAAAUGCCAGGGAUCUACUUGUUGUGCACACUGCUUGUCGUCUUUCCCCUCUCAUAUCAUGAGAUAAAAACCCCAUCUUGAGAUAUGCUUGGCUGAAUGAUAAAUCCUAAACAUCUCUUUUCCUUCAGUUUUAAUGUUUCAAGGCAGGAGAAAAGGAUGCAAAAAUUCUAAAACAGUGGGCCAGAACUGAGCAAGUUUGCAAACAUACUUACCAAAUUUUGCAAUGUGACAAGUGAUUUGUGUUUUAAGGUGUCCUGCCAGAUGAGCAACAGGGCAACCUCAAGGGACACCCUCUGCCCUAGAACCUGCUUGUAAGUGAAAUGGUAGUCAGCAAUUUACCCUCUACCCAUGUGGAAAGGAUAUUACAUUAAGUGCGCAAAAUACUGGGAGGAAGGAAAGUAUGUAAAUGGUGCAACUAGGUAACUAAGUAUAAGAUAUUUGCAUGUAAGAGAACUGUGCUUAUGAAUAGAUGGAUUUAAAGGAAUUUGCUUUAAAAAUUUUCUCUUUUUUUUUUAAUUUAGAAAUUGCUGGUCAGGUCCUCUUUAGUUUUUAUCCCAAAAAAGUACAAAACGGUUUUACAAAAAAUGUUUUCACCACUGCUAUGGUCAAUAUUAUAUUAUUCAUGAACAGUACUUGCCUUCUGUGAGUGGUCUCCUAGGUAUUAUAAAAAACACUGGUUUCCCUAAAUACAGAACUUUAAAUAUGAAGCUGGAGGAGGCGUAUCUCCUGUUGUUUAUUGUAAUGAUGACCUCUAAUCUAACUGCCAGUGCACCAAAGCGUAAAUUAAAAAUAAAGGUUACUUUAUUACUCUGACAGCAGCAGAAGGAAGGAGCUCUCAUCUGACAGUGCAGUGAAAUGCACUGAGAUGCCAUCACAGACAAUGCCAUGGUAGUGAGGGGCAGCUGGCCCUGGUCAGGAGUACCAAGGGACCACCUGGACGGGAGAGAAAGACAGCCAAGUCUUCUGGCUUUGGGUUGAGCAGGAUGGAGCAGUACACAGAAAAGGUUUGCAGCUUGACAGCCUGAGCAACAAAAGUUCAUGAAGUGGGGAAACAAGUGGAACAGGCCAUUAGCUUUACAGAGCAUAUGGUCCUGAUGGCUGCAAGGAAGGCAAGAAGGAAAGCCUAUUUAGGACUGCACAUGGUGGAACUGGUAGUAGGAUCAGGGUGGAAGUUCUUACUUGAAAAGGCACUGUGGCUCUUCAUGCUGCUAGAGCCAAGUUCAUCCAGAGUUUUCCAAGGAGAGAGAGGCACUAUACCUUCAUGAAAUACCUCUGUCAGCCCUCCUGUUCAGCUGUCCAUCACUGCUUCAGUUACAGGCUUCUCCUUCAGAGGUGCUCAACUGGUCAGAGGAAAACUGUGCACCUCAAAACCACACAGACUCUUUCUCCUCAUUACCAAGGAUGAAAGUCCUUCUCUGGCCCAGCAGCCCAAGACAGGGAUCAUCUGCUCUGCUUUUAUUUCUUGCUCCUGGGAAAGAGGGAGAACACAGCAUCUUGUGAACCACAUGCUGGCAGUGGAUGACCCUGUAUCAACCCUGUGUUCUCUGCUCCAGCAGGAGAGCACAAUGCUGACACCCACUGAAGGCUGCACACCUGAACAGGUUUCUCACAGAGGUCCCACUUUUAAAUUAGAGCCUGGCACACUGAUCCUGUGCAAUAACCUGAGCCCUGCCAAACAUCAGGUACUCUAUGACUGAACCAAGCUGGAGCCAUGGUCAAGAGUUUCCUGAAACACUUUUUACCAGUAUAACUAACAACACUUCGGCCUCCUCCUCAGCCCAUAGAACUCCUGCCAGAAACCCUUACAUAUAUUUUUACACACAUAGGUAUGCCUAGUAAAUUCAGUGGGACUGCUCCCUUGCAUAGCAGUACAUACAUUCGAAGAGUAGGCCAAUCACUGCUUCUCUCUUUUGGUCUCAUUUCCUAAACAAAGGAAAAAUAAGGAUGAUGGACAGACAUUGGGAAACUCCAUUUACUGAAUUAGGUGUAAUUAAGAGUGAACAUUUGUCAUACCUGCUCUUGUAGUUAACAUGACCCGUAAAGAACUCAAACACUCCAGGGCAGCAAAAGUUUUGCUUGUUGAGGAAGUUGCAUUGUAGCAGUAUUUAAUUUGUUAAUUAAUAGCUUUGAGCAGUAUGAAGAUGGAAAUGGAGAUGAUUAAUAUUACUUCUUAAUAAUUGCUUUGUCUUGACAUGUGUAUUUAUGCUUUUCAUAUUUAUUUAUUUAUAAUUUUGAUC